UGUGUCAUUAAAGAAGGUCUGAGAAGACAAACAGGGUGAUAUUGAAAGAACCAAAGUAGAAUAUGGAUGCUUAUAUGGACGCAUUAUAUGAUAUCCGAAUUGCAAGUGCAAUUGUUGCAGUAUUGGUAUCGAUUUUGCUGUAUUGGUACUCCACUAGGAACCAUGAUUAUUGGAAGAAAAGGGGAAUCCCCUAUGUUAAACCUUAUCCAUUACUUGGAUCUCAUCCCGCAUUAGUGAGGAAAAAGAAUUUGGAAGACGUAGAAUUGGAGCGGUAUCAAAAAUAUGGUGAUUUAUAUGGUUAUUAUGAGGCAAGUAAGCCAGUUCUUAUGGUUUCAAGACCGGAACUUUUGAGAGACAUUUUAGUGAAAGAUUUCCAGUAUUUCACAUCACGACGAGUAUUUGAUUCAGGAGAUCCAAUUCUGGACAAGAUGUUAUCCGUGUUAACUGGAGAAGACUGGAAGAGAGUUCGAACCAUUGUAUCACCCACUUUCUCGACCGGUAAAAUCAAAAGAGUGAUGAGUAUAUUUCAAGAUUGUGCUAGAACACUUCUUCAGAACUUUAAAAUGGAAUCUGCAAAAGGAAAACCUGUUGAUGUAUUAAAAUAUUUCGGAGCUUUUACCAUGGACGUAAUUGCAAGUUCUGCAUUUUCGACAAAAAUAGAUUCUCACAAUGAUCCAGAAAAUCGAUUUGUUAAAAAUGCCCAAGGGGCUUUUUCUCAAAGCAUCAAUAUUAGAUUCUUACUUUUCUUGCUUAUGCCACGUUUGCUAAAAAAGUUUGGUUUUAAAGUCUUUAAUCCUACAAUCAUGAAUUUUUUCAAAAGUGUAACUCUGAAUAUUAUACAAGAAAGGAAGAGGACUGGACAGACUAGGAAUGAUUUCCUGCAGUUGCUUGUUGAUUCAGCAACCCAAGUAGCAAAGGAGGAAAAGUGGGACGAGGCAGACGACCUUGCUGCCAACUAUGUAGACGAAUCAAAAGACCAUGCAAUAUUUAAGACUGUUACUACAAAACGUAUGUCUAUGGAUGAGCUUGUAGCUCAGUGUGUUAUCUUUUUUCUGGCUGGUUAUCACACCACAGCAACAACACUAGGACUCACAGCUUAUUUACUAGCUAUGAACCCAGACGUGCAAGAAAAAGUGUUCAAAGAAAUAUCAGAAGUCGUGAAGGAAACUAAUGGGGAAUUAAGAUACGAAUCUGUUCAAAAAAUGAAGUAUCUUGACAAUGUCGUAUCAGAAGUACUCAGAAUUUAUUCUCCUGGUGUUAGACUGGAAAGAACUGCAGACACCGAUUAUAAACUAGGUGAUACUGGAUUGACUAUUCCGAAGGGAAUGGUUGUCGGCAUCCCAGUCUAUGCUAUGCAUAAAGAUCCUAAGUUUUUCCCAAAUCCUGAGAAAUUUGAUCCGGACAGAUUUAGUUUAGAAGAAAGAGAGAAGCAAGUUCCAUAUUCAUAUCUUCCCUUUGGUGCUGGGCCAAGGAACUGUGUUGGAAUGCGUUUCGCCCUUUUGGAAUUGAAAGUGUGCCUAAUCUACACAUUCAGUGCCUUCCAAGCUCAAAGAUGUUCCAAAACACAGGUACCUAUACAAUUUAGGAACGCAGGUGGACUUUUGUCACCAAAACCAAUUGAAUUAAUCAUGGAACCUCGUACCAAUUGCCCUCUGAAAUCUUAAGAUUCAACAAUGCAAGUCAUGGUUUUAAUUGCGCGACCUUCACACGAAAUUCUGCUCAUUUAUAUCAUUUAUUGAAAUAAUAUGGUUAUUAAUAAAAUAAAUAUAUUUUUGUUGUA
Molecule: messenger RNA, 1780 nt
Organism: Parasteatoda tepidariorum (common house spider)
Lineage: Eukaryota; Metazoa; Arthropoda; Arachnida; Araneae; Theridiidae
Product: cytochrome P450 3A8
Molecular function (GO): steroid hydroxylase activity; heme binding; oxidoreductase activity, acting on paired donors, with incorporation or reduction of molecular oxygen
Source: RefSeq, a predicted model, not a curated record